AUGUUCAAUAUACUUAAAACUAAAUCUAUACAUAGGCAAGAUAAGUCGGAAGCCUACGAUGCAUUCAAAAGACCUCCAGACUUUUAGUUCGCUGAAAAGCAUGGACUAGCCUCUAGAUUUGCAGUUGCCGAAAAUGAAAAAGUAUAAUUUUGUGCUUGUUGUGGAAUGCCAAUCUAAAACGAUCAGUUACCAUUGUGUUGCGAUAAAUAGGAUAUUAAUUUCAAUGGGGCUGGGAUUCCAUUAUAUUUUGAGUUCAUCUAAUUUGCUGCAGUUUUGCUAGUAACCUUGGGAUUGAUAUCUGGUAUAUACAAUACUGUGACUAAUGUCCAAGGUAGCUCUUGUGAAGAGUAAUCAGAUACUUGUUCUUUGAAUUAUUACAAUAAAUACGCUUUGUCCAACAAGGCAGAAUAAUAUGAUGUUGGUCUUAAUGUUUUAGAUUUAAUUUCUACUAUCAUCAUAAUUGGUUUUACGAUUUACUAUAGAAGAUGGAUGAAUUUAACUGCAUAAGAAGUGGAUAACUCAGUUGUUACCAUCUCCGAUUUUUCUAUUUAAGUAAGCAAUUUGCCUUUAGACGCAACCGAAUAAGAAAUAAAGGAAUUUUUUAGUAAAAUUGAAAAGAAGGGAGUUGAAAAAUAAUUACAUAUUUAAAGUAUUUGUCUAGGAUGGAACAUUUAGUAGUACACUAAUACUCUCAAUGAUAAGUUAGCCAAAGAAAUUUAGAUUAGUAAUUUGAUAGCAUUAGAAUAAGCAGGAAAGUUGAAGAACAAAUAGCAAAAAGAAAUACUUGAAUAAGAAAUAACUGCACUAAAUAAAGAAAUUCAAGGGUUUCUUGAGGCAUUCGAUUAAAAAUUCUUACUAAGUGGAGUUGCAUUUAUUACAUUUAACACAAGCUAAGAAGCCCAAGAAUGCAGAAAGUUCCAUAAUCAAACAAAAAUUUAAUUGCUAUUUCAUUCAUUUUAUUAUUGCUUCAGGAAAAAGAGAUAAUUAACAAAAUUCAAAGGAAAAACACCAUAUGUGGUAAGGGCACCUGAACCAGGCGACAUCAUGUGGGAAAAUCUGGGAGAAAAACCUUGGAAAUAGAUAUCUAAUUAAACUUGGACAAAUUUAGCAACACUUUUAAUAUUGUGCGUAUGUUUUGCAGCUAUCCUCGGAAUUUCAAUUGGUUAAACUUCUUUAGCUAAAAGUGGAUCAAAAUCUGAGAGUAAAUCAGUAGGAUUUAUCAUCACUUUCUUGGGUUUAGUAGCUUCCUUUAUUAUUUCAUUCCUUAAUACAAUUAUGGCAUUCACAAUAAAGAAGCUAGUAUAAUAUGAAAAACCAUACACUUAAACUGAUUUUAAUAUUAGUUAUGCAAAUAAGUUAGGAAUGUCCUAAUUUAUUAAUACAGCCAUCAUACCAUUAUUAGUUAAUCUAACUCUAUAGGAUGAGGAACUAUUAAUAAGUUUAUGGAAAAGUGGCGGACUCAAUUCUGAUGUGAGUCUCAUCUUAAUUAUGAAUGCUAUAUUUCCAUGGUUAAUCAAUAUUUUAGACCCAUUCUACUUUUGGAAACUAAUCAAAAGAUAGAGAGCCAAAACUCUAGGAAGUUAAUGCACACUAACUCAAAGAGAAGCUAACCUGCUAUUUGAAGGAACUAAAAGUGACUUAUCUCAAAAAUAUGCAACAAUAGUUAAGUCAUUAAUGUUGACUUUCUUUUAUGCUUAACUAUUGCCUAUAGGAAUACCAAUUGCUUUGGCAUUUUUGCUGGUAAACUAUUGGAUCGAAAAAUAUUUAUUAUUAAAAAGAUCAUCAAGAAAUGCACCUUUAGGGAAGUAAUUGGCAGAGGAGAUGAUAGAUUUGUAUAUAGAAUUGACUUUAUUGCUUUUUGCAGCAGGAAAUUGUAUUUGGUAAAAGGUUGUAGUAGGGGAUAUUAAUGCAAUUGUUUGGACAUAGUUAGCGGUGGCAGCAUUUUAAUUCUUACUUCCUGUUGACUGGAUAUUCGAGUGGUUUUUCAACUUUGAAGAGGCUUAGACUACAGAAACAUAUGAACAACAGAAAAAUUAGUUAUGGGAUGAUUAUUUAAAACGAAAUCCUGUAACUCAAUAAAAAUGUAUUGAAUAAUGGAUUCAGGAAUAGGGAGGAGAAUAAAAUAAAAAUGUCUAAGGAUUCUUGUAAAAAUUAGAAAUAAAGUACUAACAAGACAUGACAGAGGCCCAACACAAGCUUAUUAAAAAGUUUGUACCAAAAGAUUUAAUCAAUUCUCAUUAUGAGAUCAGAAAAAAUCAAAUUCUACCUAAUAAUCUAGAAGAAUCUUUAUUAUUCAAAUAGUAAGGAAUGAGUGCUCAGAAGCCUGAUAUCAGAUAAGCAGAAUCCUUAUACUUUCCAAAACGAGAAACAGAAUUCGUACCAAAUAGGCCAUAAAUUAAAUAAGCUGAUUCUUUCACAUAUGAUUGA
Messenger RNA from Paramecium tetraurelia, 2427 nucleotides. RefSeq lists its product as uncharacterized. The record is from RefSeq and is a predicted model, not a curated record. NCBI's taxonomy places the organism in Eukaryota, Ciliophora, Oligohymenophorea, Peniculida, Parameciidae. Gene Ontology annotation, cellular component: plasma membrane. Gene Ontology annotation, molecular function: calcium-activated cation channel activity; nucleic acid binding. The transcript has 9 exons.